Haliotis rufescens (red abalone) is the source of this 2462-nucleotide messenger RNA. RefSeq lists its product as uncharacterized. The coding region runs from base 167 to 793 and encodes 208 amino acids. Lineage: Eukaryota; Metazoa; Mollusca; Gastropoda; Lepetellida; Haliotidae. The transcript is spliced from 6 exons. The record is from RefSeq and is a predicted model, not a curated record.
GUUUGAUAUAUGCGUGCUUAAAACCGUGAAUGAUAUGCAUUCAUUAACAUAACUUUCUCAUUUGGGACCUACAGUACCAGUAUAUAAAGCUUUACUAUCUCAGUCAAAACACCACAUCUUGAUAUUCACCGGACAGAAUAGAGUUUGUGACAUCAAGCCCCAAAUCAUGCAAGUCUUCAGCGCUGUUGCUGUCUGUGUCCUCCUGUUUGGAUGUUGUGCGGGAGUUCAGGGGUACCAUGUCGUAGGGAAGUUUGGAGACCAGAUCAUCCCCAUCGACGUCACAUUCGGCACUGACAUAAUGGAAGUGACAGCACACAAACCUGCCAAUGCUCUCGACAGCUUCAGAGAAACAACCAACCUGCACGUGUUCUCAACGAGUUUUGUAGCCAUAAGGAAUGCAGUCGAUCAACAGUGCUACAUUCAACGAUUCAACGCCACUAUGACAGGCAUGAAGCGGCGCUUAGAAGAGGCUAAACGUGCUCAUGAUGUGCUGGACGGUGUUAAAGAGGAAUGGCUCAGAGUAGAUAAACUGUCACCACUGAAGACUUGGACAGUAAAACUCCUCUUUGGACCACACAUAGCUGACUUCUGUCUCCAUCACGAAGUGUUCCUAGUGGACAGCAAAUAUUCCGGACUGGUUGAUGCAAAACAGGUCAACCCCAACAUGCGCCACAAGAGAGGAUUUUUCUUUAAGUGGAGGCCAAUAAGAAAGUGCAUUUCGCAGUUUGCCAGACGAGUCACAAGUGGCGUCGUGUUUGAUCCGUGUAACACUGACGUUACAGUAGUUUGUUAGAGAAACUGUUUGCUUCUCAGCAAUGAGACAAGAACCACUGUCGUCAACUUGCUGUUUUCUGAUUCAUUCGUUACAGGAAGUAACAGCAUUCAUGUAAAUGCCACACAAAGUUAUACAAACACCACAAGAUAAGGACAUAAUAUAAUAUAAUAUAUUUUGAAAGGCGUUGAAUAAACAUCAAAAAUGUAAUGCAGGUUCGAAAUUGGGCGUAGAUUUCGAAAAUCUACACAAAUUGUUGCAAAGCAACGGCAUGAUCUGUAGCUUUUUCCCCAAUGUGUGAAGGCCAUUGAUGGUAUCCCAAGUCGUGAUAUAGCUGGAAUAUUGUUAAUAAAGGCGGCCUGAACCUCCACUGACACACCCAUUAAACAUUUCCAAUCCUUCUUCUGCCCAUUGAAUAGCAGGGACACAUUUUAAUGACCUACCAAAUCACUUUCUGAAUUACCAGUCCUGACCACUGGAAUCGUCUUCAGUUGUUGCAAUGUAAUUGGAAGGUUUGGAAGAAAGAAAGCGGGAUUUGCAACAUAGAAAUUGUGAUUGGUGAAGAGAACUACGCUAAGUUAACGUACGCUUAAAGCCGGUAAUGGUGGUGCUCAAAGACCAUGACAGUCGCAUGAAUAUAACAGAAACACUGUAAUUCUACGGCAGGGCAGGAUAUGCCUACCCUUUUCGCGAACACCUGGUGUCAUCACUGAUUUUCAGAGGUCCAUUCAUAUAAUUUCCACAGCUAUUUGCCCUUUACGCCAAGUUGAAUCUGUUUGGGCAGAAAAUCUAGGCUGGAUAUUACCUUGCAUUGACAAUUUUAUUAUUGUAUUUUAUAUUGUAAAUAAAAGUGACAAAACCCUUCCAUCAUUAUCUCUGCUAAAAUCAGUCUAUUGUACAAUUCCGACGAUGUCAUAAGCAUGUGUCUAAGAAUCACUACUAAAUAGUUGUGCUACCAGAUGUUCGCGUAGAGGUGAGCGUAUCCUGCCGCAUCAGUUGAACCCACCUUUAACACAUCAAACGUAAGUCAAGUGAUCACCUGAACAAACAAGGGAACAUAUGGUACAAGAUAAACUAAGGAAUUUUGCAUAGGAUGUCAUUUUCGUCACUGAUGCAUCAAAUUUGUAUCGCCUUGUCUAACAGUCUCGUAGAGAGAUUUCUGUCACUGAAUCUUUGAAAAUUGAUCUAAAUAUUAAACACAUGUGGCGUUUUCAUUGGUAUCCUUUCUUUCUAGUUCAGGAGGGUAAACCAAUGGAAGGGAAUUGGCUAUUUGACAAUUACUGAACGACUUCAGACCAUCCAUAUAUACCUAAAGCUUGUGUUAAAUUCUCAUAAUUUGAAUUUGCAAAUCCGAUCAGAAAUUCAGAUUCAUAGACUUAAAGAAACAGAUCAGCAAGGAAGGGAGGACAACACUGCUUGUCAAAAUGUCCUAUCCCCAGAUUUGACAUGUGGGUUUCUAUGAGGAAGUCCAGCAUUUCACAUAUUGGCUUCUCAUUAAACUUCAGACGACUUUUGCUUUCAUUUUUGACACAUAUUCCUGCACCUUUGUAGAUAGAGAAGUAACUAUAUCAUUGGUCAUCAGGUUUAGUGACAAAUACCCCAUAGAUCAAGAAAUGAACAUUUGCCUUGAGUUCGUUGUGUGGGAUAGUGGUGUGUAGCCUGAAUAAUUAAAAAAAUUCACAAAAUUCAA